Messenger RNA from Protopolystoma xenopodis, 912 nucleotides. The record is from the annotation of a GenBank genome assembly. Lineage: Eukaryota; Metazoa; Platyhelminthes; Monogenea; Polystomatidea; Polystomatidae.
AUGAAGCACUACGAUCAAAUGGACUCCUUCGUUCUGGCUGAAACAUUCAAAUAUCUAUACCUACUUUUCACUGAGCCUUCUGACCUUCCAAUUAACUUGGAUAACUUCGUAUUGUCAACAGAAGCUCACCUGCUGCCAAUUGGUCUUGGAGUGUCGACCAAUUGGCAUAGUCAACCUAGUAAAACUUCCGCCCACUCAACCGUAUCUUCUUCGACAUCCUCUUAUUCCUUAAUGUCUCAUCACGACAACGCUCAGUCAGGGCAGAACUUGUUAGGACAAAAUGACCCUGGGUCUUUACAUGACUCAAUCCCACCUUGUUCUUCUGGCCACAAAUUCGCUUCUGCAUCUAUUCUACCAUUUUAUCAGUCCGAUGUCCAUGGUGAUCGUGACCUAGUCGAGGAGACGCGGCUGCAUCACCAGGCCCGAUGUUCCAAUCUUUUGCACACAUUAUUUGAUACGGGGUCUAAUAGUUUUGCGUCAAAAGAGCCAGUCUCUGACCUAUUGCCGGGCGAAAAGUGCAGUGGAUCUUCAACCCAUGAUUUACCCCCGGAAAGAUUGACUUCUAACUCAGAUUCGGAUAAAAGCAGUCAUGUGCUUAUUUCCUUUACUGGCCAAAAAAGCACUGCCUCUACCUUGCUUUCACACAUCCCGGAACAGUCAAUAGCUAACGACAGCAUCAGAAGCAAUGAAUUGCACGAGCGAAGUGGUGUAAUUAGUCAAAAACAAGUCGAAUUCGGAUGUCGGGUGCACGAUGGCCCUGGGCAUCAUCGUGGCCGAGCUUGGAUACAAUCCCUUAUUAAAUCGUCGCUAUGUUCAGCACGUGGAUGUCGUGCCCGCUUCAGACCUAUCGUCCAAAACGGAUCGGAGAUGCUAAGUGAGUUAACAUUAAAAAGCUUAAAUAUUUACUGCUAG